UCAAUAUGGCGGCGAAGAAGAAGAAACACAGGAAAGAGAAGAAGGUCCUUGUAUUCGAUGAAAAUUCUCGAAGGGAGUAUCUUCUUGGUUUUCACAAGAGGAAAAAUGAAAGAAGGAAGAAGGCCAUGGAAGAAUUGACUAAGCAGGAAAAGGAAAGAAGAAAAGAGCUUAAACAAGAGAAAAAGAAGAGCUUGAUUGAACAAAUGGAAAAACACAGAAAAGAAUUAGAGGCUCUGGAAUCAGAUGAUGAGAAUGAGGAGGAGGAGGCACCUUCAACAGUUGAUGCAACUUAUGAACAUCCUGAGCAAGUUGUCACAGUUACCACAAUCAGUGAUGUGAACUUGGAUGGUGGAAAAUUUACAUGUAUUGGACCUAAUAAAGGGUUGAUGGAAACAGAAACAUCACAACUUCAUACUUCACCUUUAGAGAAACAGAAUGAAACCUUUGAUAAAAUGACAGAAAAAACCACUCCCAAACAUCAGCAAAAAUCACACAAGAAAUUUAGAAGAAGAAGAGGAACAUCAAGUAAGAAAAGUGACCACCACCAGAAUGGACCGUCUGGAAAAAAUAACAAGAGAAAAAAAGUUCAUUCUCACCACAAAUCAAAACAUUUCAAGAAGAGUUGACUCUAACAACCCAGGUUGUAAAUGGUGUUUUAUGGCCAAGAGGAAAGUCAACAGGAACAGACGUCUACGUCGUGGCAUGGUGUAGUGCUGCACAUGCCCGAUUGAUAUAGAGGGUGCAAAUUUUGAAAGUCCUUGAAAAGGUUUAGACCAAUCUGAUAACUAAAGGAUUACUUUUCACUCUUUACUCUUGAAAAGGAAAAAAGGCUGUUGUAGCAUCUUCAAUGGCAAAGGUUUUUAGGAAUCGAUACCUACAAUUCAUUCUUCGACCCGUUUCUUCGCUGAUUUCCCGGAACAAGUAGUUGUGCCUUUAUAAUGUGGCGAGGUUAUUCCACUUCUCCAAGUGUACAUCCGCAGUAAAAGAAAAGAAAAAUAGGUCAAGGCGAUAAUGUGUCAUGCUCCUCUUUCUACAUUGUAAUAAAUAAUAACAAGCAAUUUCAAGGAGGAAAUUUCAACAAUUGGAAAGUCAAUGAUCAUUGAAUACUAAUGGAUUUUAUAAACUUAAUAACAGAAGUAGUUCAAAUAAACACUAAAAGGCGAUA
Pocillopora damicornis (cauliflower coral) is the source of this 1165-nucleotide messenger RNA. Its product is annotated as nucleolar protein 12. Gene Ontology annotation, cellular component: nucleolus. Gene Ontology annotation, molecular function: rRNA binding. The record is from RefSeq and is a predicted model, not a curated record. NCBI's taxonomy places the organism in Eukaryota, Metazoa, Cnidaria, Anthozoa, Scleractinia, Pocilloporidae.